Trichomonas vaginalis G3 is the source of this 792-nucleotide messenger RNA. RefSeq names its product 5-carbamoylmethyl uridine residue modification protein. The transcript has a single exon. NCBI's taxonomy places the organism in Eukaryota, Parabasalia, Trichomonadida, Trichomonadidae. Bases 1 to 792 code for a protein of 263 amino acids. The record is from RefSeq and is a predicted model, not a curated record.
AUGUCUUUAAUUCUUCUUGUUGGAGUUCCAGGAUCAGGAAAAACUACACUUGCUAAUAAUUUAAAGAAGAAAUUUGAUGAAAUGAAGCAAGAUUGCGCUAUUGUUACCGAGAAAGGCGUUGAAGCAGGAACAUUCGACUCAUCAAACAACGAAAGACUCGGCCGAAGUGACUUUAAGGCUGCUGUUGGAAGAAUGCUUAGCUUGGAAAGAGUUGUUAUUUGUGAUGGAAUGAAUUUCAUCAAAGGAUUUCGAUAUGAGAUUUUUUGUCUGGCAAGAGAGAACCAUCUCCGUUGGUGUGUUGCUUUCUGUGAUGUUGAUGAUGAAACUGCAUUCAACAGAUCUAAAGAAAAAUACCCAAAUGAAAAAAGAUUAAGAAAACUCAUUGGAAGAAUGGAGAAACCAUCAACCAAAAUCAAAUUCGAUAAUCCUUUAAUUGUUGUGAAUGAUGUGAAUGAUGAAAAUACUAUUGAUAGCAUAAUUAAAGCUGCAUAUAAUAAUAACGCAAAACUAAUUCCAAAGAAAGCCACAACAAGCUGCGCAGAGACUGCUCACUACAAUGAUAAAGUUGAUCAGCUUAUCAAUCAAUUCUGCCAAGAGUUAGAAAAAAUGCAAGCAACAACACCAACAGGAAUACCAAUUACAAUAUGCGGCGCAACAUUUACCCCUAAGAAGAAGUUUACAGCAGGCCAUCUCAAAAAAGCAAGAAGAGAAUUUGCAUCUCGCGCUAAAUCUCUUUCAGAAGAGCAAAAUGUCGUUCAAAUCUUUGCUGAUAGCUUAGAGGUUAUUCAUUAA